AAUCGUAUUGAAUCAUCGAAUGAAUCAACAUAAAUUUUAAUGUUCAAUGUUUAUUUGAAAUUUUCAGCUUUACAGAUAUUUCGGAUUAAUAAUGGCUAGUGAACAAAAAGAGCAGCAUCAAGUGAAAGAUCAAAGCAGUGUGAUUCGGGAAAAACUUACUGAACGUAUUCAACAAUUGGAAAAAGGUGACAAUGAGAAUUUUGGCGAGAAAUUGUCAGAUGUAAACGCUCUCCUUAUUUCUGCAAAUCACCGAGAUGUUCAACAAGUAACCAAUCAUAUGAAUCUAGCCCGUCUGUUUGAUCGAUUUAAUUCUUUGUCAGUCGAUGAUGAACUAUUCACCGAAGAAUUACUUUGUGUAUUUGGCAUGUUCUUAGAAUCAUUACCACUUAAUGACAUUUUUGUCAAAUAUAAUGAUCAGAUCCUUCAAGGUCUUCAAUCGUCGAACAUGACUAUCUGUAAUAUAUGGAUACAAAAAGUGGUCAAACCAUUAUUCACUAAUGAAGGAUUAAUGAAAAAUAUUUCAAAAAGUUCGAUUAGUAUUAUCCCAAUAUUGACAGCUGUUAUCGAAUUAUUGCCUAACCCAAGUACAUCGAUUGCUUCUGCUUCGCAUGAUAUUUGCGUGAUCACCGCUAAAAUAUUUCGUCAGGAAUUUUUUUCUCCGCAAGUUCUUGACUGUUUGAAAGGAUUAAAAACUAAAAAUUUUCAAACAGAAAAAGAAGCCGAGCAAUUCUUGAUACGAUUCUACGAACUUAUUGUUGAUAUCGCUGCAAGCAGUCAACUAUUACUUGACAUGCUAGAAGCAAGUGGUUUGCUUAAAAAAAUGGUUGAAGAAUCACAGCAAAAAAUCAAUAGCGAUCCAUUGGUUGCUAUGAAUUUUAUUAAAAUACUUACAGAUCUUGCAUCAAAGCCUCAUGGUUUGGAAUUUGUAAAAAAUUCUACAGAUCUUUUACCUUUGAUGGGUAAAAAGAUUGAAACUAUUGAUACAGAAGACUUGUUAGGAUCGUUGAUUUUGCCUGGCUGCAUAAAUUUUUUCAUUCGGAUUGCUCAAACAAACAUGUCCAUAUUAUUGAACGAAUAUCCUCAAGUAUUGAAUAAAUUGACUGAAUAUUGUCGCCAACAACGAGCUGGUAACCCCGAGCUUCAAUUGCUUGCAAUUGAAUCAGUCGCAUUUCUUUGUCAAUCAAAUGAAGGCAAAUCUAGUUUAGCCGAUCGAAUGUCAAUUUUCUUGGAUACAAUCGUUAUGAUGGUCAAUGGAAGCCAUAAUGAUUUGAAAAGUCGCGCAAUCAUUGCUUUGAACGAAAUCAUGCAGGUUAAUGGAAAUGAUCCUGGCAAUAAAGCGACAGAAUUGACAAAAAUCUGGUACGUUCAUUUAGAUUCAUCUGACUGUGGAUUGGAUAGAUUCAUGAAGUUUGUGCUCGAACCUUUCAUCGAUGUUCGGAUUCCAGCCAUCAAUUUUAUCCGAAUACUUGCCACGUCACUUUGGGGUCAAAAAUUGCUGUCUGAAUAUCCUGGAUUCCUCGAUUAUCUACUUGAUCGUAGCACUGAGACUUGUAAAGAAGGUCGUGAUGCUAAAUUUGAAAUCGUCUGUGAAUUGGCCAUGUCUCCUUUUGUCCGCAUUUCGUUUCCACCUGAAUCGGUUUUACGAAUUCGUGGAUAUUUAAAAGAUGGGCCAAUCAACAAAGAAGUUAAUGUUGCACUCGGUAGUGCAUAAAUCAAUUUUUUGUGCUUUUUUGUAUAAAUAUAUUUUUUUUAUUAUGGGAAACAAUAAAAUUUAAAUUCUAUAUUCAC
This is a messenger RNA of Dermatophagoides pteronyssinus (European house dust mite), 1788 nucleotides long. RefSeq names its product 26S proteasome non-ATPase regulatory subunit 5. NCBI's taxonomy places the organism in Eukaryota, Metazoa, Arthropoda, Arachnida, Sarcoptiformes, Pyroglyphidae. Gene Ontology annotation, cellular component: cytosol. Gene Ontology annotation, biological process: proteasome assembly. The record is from RefSeq and is a predicted model, not a curated record.